ACAUCACCCGUCGCAUAAGGCCAGCCUGCUUACACACAAGUGAAGUGACAGGACUACAUCCAUGGCCCAGGGGAUGGCUGGCGACGGCUCCUCAUCGCAGGCGUCGUCGGGCGUGGUGAGAAGUCUGGCUCGGCACCACCAGGCCGUGCUCGGGUUCCUGCUCGGUUUCUUCGUCACCGUCAUGCUCUACACCACCGUCUCCGGCCUGUUCCGCUCCACGAAUUCCAUUGUCGUUAUGCAGUCCAGGCCGGGCGAGCAUACAGAGCAAAGUGCCCUAACUGCUGCUCCUCUAGUGUCGUCGACGCCUAAUAGUUCUACUCAAGCAGUGCAUGACAUAGAAAAUGGACAGAAGCACGAGGUAACCAAGACGAUGGAGAAAGAACGUAUAGAAGAAAAAAACUUGGUAGAUGGGACAGACAUGAAUAACAAAACUGGUAACGUGCAAGUUCAUAGCAAGUUGAAGGAAGAGCUCAUCCGGCAAGAACUCGAUCAAGACGACGAUGGGAAUAAUGGAAACAAUGUCACACGUGGUGCUGCACGAAAGCCCAUCUGCGACUUGUCCGACCCUAGGUAUGACAUCUGUGAGAUCUCUGGGGACGCCCGUGCCAUCGGCGCCAACCGUACCGUCCUCUAUGUCCCGCCCCCCGAUGAGCGCGGCCCUGACGGCCAGGAGUGGGCCAUCAGGGACCAGUCUCGCAAGGACCUCGGGUACAUCGACAAGGUGAAUGUCAAGACCCUGAGCACCGCCGAGUCCCUCGGGGCACCGGAGUGCACCUCCCGGCACACUGUCCCGGCCGUCGUUUUUGCCAUGAACGGGCUCACGUCCAACCCGUGGCACGACUUCAGCGACGUCCUGAUCCCGCUCUUCAUCACCACCCGUGCCUAUGAUGGCGAGAUCCAGUUCCUCAUCACUGACCUACGGUCGUGGUUUGUGGACAAGUACCGCCUCAUCCUCACCAACCUGUCACGCUAUGACAUCGUUGACUUCAACAAGGACGCCAACGUCCGGUGCUACCCGCACAUCAUAGUAGGCUUACGCAGCCAUGCCGACCUCGGCAUCGACCCGGCCCGCACCCCGCAGAACUACACAAUGGUGGACUUCCGCAUGUACAUACGAGACGUCUUCUCACUGCCGCCAGAAGGCCAAGGAAUCCCGUACGAGGAGGCUAAUAAGAAGAAAGGAAAUGGUGGCAUUGACGAUAGCAUGGAGAAACAAAGGCCGCGACUCAUGCUCAUAAGCCGGGCUGAGAACAGGAAGUUUGUCAACCUUCCAGAGAUCUCCGCGGCGGUGGAGGCCGCUGGGUUCGAGGUUCUGGUCAUGGAGCCACUCCGUGACAUGAGGCUCGAGGAAUUCUCUCGGGUGGUGGACUCGUGCGACGUGCUCAUGGGCGCGCAUGGGGCCGCGCUCACAAGCUUCUUCUUCCUCCGCACCAACGCGGUCGUGCUGCAGGUGGUGCCAUGGGGCUUGGAGCGCGAGGCCAUGAGUUACUUCGGCGUGCAUGCCAAGGACAUGAUGUUGCUGGACAUCGAGUACACCAUCACCGUCGAGGAGAGCACGCUCUAUGAAAAGUAUGGCAAAGACCACGUGGCGGUAAGUGACCUGGAGUUGCUACGUAAGCAGGGGUGGCAGUUGUUAAGGCAGUACUUGUGGGAGGAGCAGGAUAUCAGACUUAAUGUCACCAGAUUUUCUCCCACUCUACACCAGUUGCUUCGAACACUGAGUGAAUGGAGGAGAUGAAAUACUACUAGUAGAUUACAAUAAGGUUAAAGCGACAAAUUUUCUCAUUUUGUAAAAACAGUAACUUACGUGUAUUGGAAAUCCUAUAUAUGUUUAUCUUCAUAUGGAAGCAACUUUGCUAGCAAACAUAAGAAAAAUAAAAUG
Hordeum vulgare subsp. vulgare (domesticated barley) is the source of this 1882-nucleotide messenger RNA. Its product is annotated as beta-1,2-xylosyltransferase XYXT1-like. Gene Ontology annotation, molecular function: glycosyltransferase activity. The record is from RefSeq and is a predicted model, not a curated record. NCBI's taxonomy places the organism in Eukaryota, Viridiplantae, Streptophyta, Magnoliopsida, Poales, Poaceae. The transcript is spliced from 5 exons. Bases 62 to 1738 code for a protein of 558 amino acids.